Messenger RNA from Naumovozyma castellii, 741 nucleotides. It is a transcript of the gene AIM2, whose product is annotated as protein AIM2. The record is from RefSeq and is a predicted model, not a curated record. The transcript has a single exon. Lineage: Eukaryota; Fungi; Ascomycota; Saccharomycetes; Saccharomycetales; Saccharomycetaceae. The coding region runs from base 1 to 741 and encodes 246 amino acids.
AUGGCUUCCAAUCGUCCAGGUAAAUGCUGCUUCUCAGGUUUCUAUCAUGAAGGAACCCCUAAAGGAAUUCACGAAAGCAUAUAUGGUGUGGAUACCUACGUUACCGGUUCUGCCUCUCCAAAGGAAAAAGUCAUCGUUAUUCUAACUGACGUGUAUGGUAACCGUUUCAACAAUGUUAAUUUGAUUGCUGACCAAUUGGCUGAUGCCGGCUAUAAAGUUUACAUCCCAGAUAUUCUCUUCAAUGACCCGGUGGUGGCCUUAGAUGGUUCGGUCGAUUUCAAUGAGUGGUUGGCCAAGCACGAUGCUGUUAAGACUCGUGCAGUAGUAGAUAAUUUCUUGAAAGAAUUGAAACGAGAAUUUGGUCCUAAAUUUAUUGGUGUCAUUGGUUAUUGUUUUGGUGCCAAAUUUGCUGUUCAACAAAUUAGCAGCAAAGAUGGGUUGGCUAACUGUUGUGCCAUUGCUCAUCCCUCUUUUGUUUCAAUUGAUGAAAUUAAAGCCAUUGGUAACAAGAAACCUUUAUUGAUAUCAGCCGCUGAAAACGAUACUAUAUUCCCUGCCGAUUUGAGACACACCACUGAAGACACCUUGAGGGAAAUCGGUGCCAGAUAUCAACUUGACUUGUUUAGUGGUGUUUCUCAUGGAUUUGCAGCCAGAGGUGACGUCUCCGAUCCAGUAGUUAAAUACGCCAAGGAGAAGGCUUUACGUGACCAAAUAUUUUGGUUUGAUCAUUUUUCUACAUGA